CUGAGGCAAAAGAGGAGCAGAGACCUAUCCAGGGUCACCACAAAGGUCACCGCAGAGCCAGGGCUAGAAGUCAGGACUUGUGAUGGUAGCCCAGUGUUCUUUCCCCAGCCCUCAGGGUUGCCAAAGCUCCCCGGGUCCUGGAUAGAGGGUCCCUCCCUGGGUAGAGCCUGGAAAAGGGAAGAUGAAGCUCAGCACUGUCCCCAUGGUCCCUGCAAGACCUCACGGGUCAGGCUGCAAGUGGAGCAGACCCCUCAACCUCUGGAUUUUAGGGCCACGGUACAGGAACUGUUGCCCCAGAUUCCGGCUCUUAGCUCGACCCCCGCAGGAAGGAAUUAGAGGUACCUGGCCAGGCUGAGUGGGCUGCUGCUUCUGAGCAGAUUACAAGGAGGAGCCGAGACAAGGACUCCUUUGUGGAGGCCAUGGCUUAGGGAGUCAGGUGAUCGCUCAGCACACAUGUAUGUGGGCAGUACCAGCCUCCCCGUGUGGGCAGGGGCACUGGCUAUAGGGUCUCAGUCCCACCAGUCCAGUGGCCAGAGCUUUACAAGGGAUCGUCUGACCAGACUGGAGCCCCACCUGUCCUGAGGUGGGGAAUGAGCUUGGUGUGCACCAGGCACAGAGACAUGGUUUGUAGCUGCAUCAGAACAAGUGGGGGAGGAUGGAGAUUCAAUCACUGCUUCAAAUAAAGUUUUAUUGAGCACCUGCUAUGAGAACAACACAGGAGCUUCCAUUUGGAGGAAGAAAGAGGCAGCAAGCAGCAGGACCCACGCCCACCUGCUGCAGCCCAGUGCCUGGCCAUGACCAUCACCUACUCCAGCCAAGUGGCCAAUGCCCGCCUGGGCUCCUUCUCCCGCCUCCUGCUGUGCUGGCGUGGCAGCAUCUACAAGCUGCUCUACAGAGAGUUCUUCAUCUUCCUGUUCUGCUACUACACCAUCCGUUUCAUUUACAGGCUGGCCCUCUCGGAGGAACAGCAGCUGCUGUUCGAGAAGCUGGCUUUGUACUGCGACAGCUACAUCCAGCUCAUCCCCGUUUCCUUCGUGCUGGGUUUCUACGUGACGCUGGUCGUGACCCGCUGGUGGAACCAGUACGAGAACCUGCCGUGGCCCGACCGCAUCAUGAGCCAGGUGUCCGGCUUCGUCGAGGGCAAGGACGAGCAAGGCCGGCUGCUGAGGCGCACGCUCAUCCGCUACGUCAACCUCGGCCACGUGCUCAUGCUGCGCAGCAUCAGCACCGCGGUCUACAAGCGCUUUCCCACUUUGCAACACUUAGUGCAGGCAGGCUUUAUGACCCACGCAGAAUACAAGCAGUUUGAAAAAUUGAGCUUGCCACACAAUAUGUUCUGGGUGCCCUGGGUGUGGUUUGCCAACCUGUCCACAAAGGCCUGGGUUACAGGUCGAAUCCGGGACCCUGUCCUGCUCCAGAGCCUGCUGAAUGAGAUGAGCACCUUGCGUACUCAGUGUGGACAGCUGUAUGGCUAUGACUGGAUCAGUAUCCCGCUGGUGUACACACAGGUGGUGACCGUGGCAGUGUACAGCUUCUUCCUGGCUUGCCUGGUUGGCCGGCAGUUUCUGAACCCGGCCAAGGCCUACCCGGGCCACGAGAUGGACCUUGUUGUGCCGGUCUUCACGUUCUUGCAGUUCUUCUUCUACAUGGGUUGGCUGAAGGUGGCAGAACAGCUCAUCAACCCUUUUGGAGAGGAUGAUGAUGAUUUUGAGACCAACUGGAUCAUCGACAGGCACUUGCAGGUGUCUCUGUUGUCUGUGGAUGAGAUGCACCAAGAUCUGCCCCCCCUAGAGCGGGACAUGUACUGGAAUGAGAUAGAACCCCACCCACCCUACACAGCUGCUGCUUCCCAGUUCCGCAGACCCUCCUUUUGGGGCUCCACAUUCAACAUCAGUCUGCAGAAAGAAGAGAUGGAGUUUCAGCCAAAUCAGGAGGACGAGGAGGACACUCACCAUGGUAUCCUUGGUCAUGAUCAUCAAGGUGUCAUUAGUCACCUCCUAGGGCUGCAAUCCCAUGACCACCACCCUCCCAGGACAAACUCCAAGACCAAACUACUAUGGUCCAAGAGGAAGCCCUACCUCCACGAGAGUCAACCCAGUAAAGACAAACAGAACCCUGGGGAACAGGAAGACACCAAGGCCUGGAAGCUCAAGGUGGUAGAUGUCUUCAGGGAUGCUCCACUCUACGAGAGGCCAGGCUACCACAGUGCCCCACAGACGCCCCUCAGUCGCACGCCCAUGGUCUUUCCAGAACUGUCAGCACCCUCUGGGCUACAUGGCAUCACAGGCACUGAUACAAAUGACCAAAGCCCAAAGCCUGGGACUUCUGGGGCCAAGAACCAUUUUGAAUCGCUCCCAGAUGAUGGGGCCUUGAGGGAGCACCCAGAAGUACAUCAUGCAAGGAAGAAAACUGUUGAGUUUAACCUGAAGGACAUACCAAAGAUCCCUGAAGGUCAUCUCAAAAGACAUUCGCAACGCUUGACAAGCAAUAUACACACAAUCCUCGAAGAUCCUGUAGAUCCCGCAGCUCCCCUUCACACCUUGGAAAACAGGUCUGUUCACCCAAACCAGGGUCAUGGCAUCCCUCUCCCUACCCCAGCUUCCCUUGCUCUGAGCAGCUUCCCAUGGUUUCAUUACUGUCAGAAUAGAAGUCCUGACUAGCUGGGAGUAUGCACAGGAACCCCGAAGUGUUGUGGGCGGGUGCUUAUACUCAGUUCAUCCAGGAGCUUGACGUCACCAGAAGACUUCUUUGGGAUUCACGGAAAGAAUAUGAAGUUACACUUACAAGGAUGCUGGGGGGCGGGUUGGCAGAUUAGGCCUAGAUGGGCCAGGGGUGGCUGAUAGAAUACUGUGAGGCUGAACCUGGGCUCUCCACUAUCACCAAGAACUUGACUUACUGCCCAGUUAGGAGGUGGCAAAUGAGCACUUUCCCAGAGGCCUUCAUGCUAGGACCCAAUCACUGGAAGAAAGGGUGCUGCCUUAUCCCAAGAACUGGCAGAUGGUAGUUUAUUGGGGGAAUAGAGGAGACAGGAUCCAAGGUCCAUGAGUUGUAUCUUACUGCUUUGGGGACCUCACUGAACUAUGUCCCAGUUUCAUGCUUCCUUAAGCUUCAAGUUGUUACCAACCCACGAUACUUCCCUUUAUUCUAGAUUUUAAUAUUUUUGCCCAAUUAGAAACAUCCUACUCCAGCCUCAAUCACACGAAGAGGAAGUCUAGCUUCCCAUUUCUAUAUUCUCAAGCAGUUUCUUUCAUGGUUAGAACACCCAGCUUUAUUGAAAACCCCCAAAAAGGGGGGGGGGGGAUAAGGCAACAAUUUUGGCCUUGCUUCUAGGGGUAUAUAGGGGAUUUUUAUAAAUCAUCUGUGGCUUAAAAUUUAGUCUUACGUACCUUCCAUACUCAUCAACUUUCUCAAUUUUUCAAUAGGGAUGAACUAUAUUCCUAGCUUAUCUCCCAAGGGGGAUGCCUCACAGCCUGGUCCUCACCUGCCUGUAAUCAGCGGGACACUGAUCCAGUCAUGCCCACACAGUUGUCCACAUUAGAGUAUGUUCCCAUGACAGCCAGAUUUAAAUGGCUGGCUUAAUGGACAAGUAACUAGUCCAGGACUACUACAGCCUUUAAUACAUUAAAAACUGUAUAAACUAGGGGCUGGGGAUGUGGCUCAAGUGGUAGCGUGCUUGCCUGGCAUGCAUGCGGCCGGGUUCGAUCCUCAGCACAAAGAUGUUGUGACUGCCGAAAACUAAGAAAUAAAUAUUAAAAAAUGUAUAAACUAGAAUGAACCACUGGAAACAUGUAAUUCAAAACCAUGAGUCCUCAGUCCUAUUUGAAUUCAACACACCCACACCUUGUUAUCUUUCCUCAACUAAGGAGUCUAAUAAAUACAAGAAUUCUUCUAA
This is a messenger RNA of Marmota monax (woodchuck), 3892 nucleotides long. It is a transcript of the gene Best1, whose product is annotated as bestrophin 1. Gene Ontology annotation, molecular function: chloride channel activity. The record is from RefSeq and is a predicted model, not a curated record. Lineage: Eukaryota; Metazoa; Chordata; Mammalia; Rodentia; Sciuridae.